UCAGUCAGUCUCGGAGCUGGCUCGAGUGCAAAAUUGGUUGGUGUCUGUACGGACGGAGCCCCCAGCAUGCUCGGCUCCAGGUCAGGAUUUAUGGCACUGGUGAAGAAGAAGAACCCAGACAUCAUUACAACACACUGCCUGAUCCACCGUGAGGCUCUUGCCUCCAAGACGCUUCCUGCUCCUCUCAAAGCUACCUUGGAAACAGUGAUCCGCAUCGUCAACCAUAUCAAAGGAGGGCACUCAACACCAGGCUGUUUCGUAGGUUGUGCCAAGACAUGGAUUCUGCUCACCAAGAUCUACUCUUCUACACAUCUGUUCGUUGGCUGUCAAAGGGUAAUGUUCUCGCCCGUGUAUUUGAACUCUUUGAUGAAUUGCUGAUAUUUCUGGCAGCUCAAGGGAAGAAAACGGAUCAGCUGUUAAAUGACAUUCAGGGGCCAUUUAAGUGUAGUCUUGCCUACUUGGCAGAUGUUUUUGAAGCUUUGAAUGGACUCAACCGGCAACUA
Messenger RNA from Portunus trituberculatus (swimming crab), 503 nucleotides. Its product is annotated as protein ZBED8-like. The transcript has a single exon. The record is from RefSeq and is a predicted model, not a curated record. Lineage: Eukaryota; Metazoa; Arthropoda; Malacostraca; Decapoda; Portunidae. Bases 67 to 378 code for a protein of 103 amino acids.